Eimeria mitis is the source of this 447-nucleotide messenger RNA. RefSeq lists its product as uncharacterized. The coding region runs from base 1 to 447 and encodes 148 amino acids. Lineage: Eukaryota; Apicomplexa; Conoidasida; Eucoccidiorida; Eimeriidae. The transcript has 3 exons. The record is from RefSeq and is a predicted model, not a curated record.
AUGGCUUCCAAAAAGACAGCAUUAGCAUUUUCUGCUGCAGCAGCAGCAGUAGCAGUAGCAGUAACAGCAGCAGCAGCAGCCGCAGUAGCAGGAGCAGCAGCAGCAGCUAGCAGUAGCAGUAACAGCAGCAGCAGCAGCCGCAGUAGCAGGAGCAGCAGCAGCAGCAGCAGCGGCAAAGAAAGAGAAACACAGCAGCAGGAGGAGCAGCAGCAGCAGCAGCAAAGAAAGAGAAAUACAGCGGCAGGGACAGCAGCAGCAGCAACAACAGCAGCAGCAGCAGCAGUAACAGCAGCAGCAGCAGGAGCAGCAGCAGCAGCAGCAGCAGCAGCACAAAUACAGAAUCAGCAGCAGCAGCAGCAGCAGCAGCAGCAGCAGCAGCAGAAGGAGAAGAAGCAGCAGCACAACAUUCUAUCAAUACUUGUAAUGCUGCUGUCUCCUGAAACAUAA